GGCUCGAGCAGCAGUCGUUCGCGAGGCGCGAUGUCGUGAAGUUGCUGUGAGAACUCGGCGCGGCCACCGAUUAACCGAGCUUUUGACUGACUCGAGAACGCAUCAACAAAUUGAGGGGGAAUAGUGAUUCUUUAAGAGAGUUUGUGAUUAUCCAUGGGCAUUAUUUGAAGACUGUGAUAAAAUUACUACGUAAGGUUAUCGGUUAGUGACGUGGGAAGCUUGAAUUCGUCUAUUGUGAGUGUGUGUAUGAACUAGCUAAAUUGCAGCGAAAGAAAUCGUUUAACUCGGAUGACAGUCGUCUGCUUGCGGUUAUUUUCGAUACCUCGGUGAUUCGACAGAAGUGUCCGUCACUUAAACGAAUUUUAUGAAACUUGUUUUGAGUGGAACACAAACUUGUUUUCAUAAUCUAUAUAAAAAAUAAUUAUUAAAAUUGAAAGGCAAAUAAAUUCACGUAAACAGUCACCAUGCAAUCAGUAAUACACUUCCUGGAAAACGUUCCUAGCUCUGAGGAUUAAAUUUCAGACACCGUAACUGAUUGAAAGACCCUUGUCUACGCUCCUGUUUUUCAUUGAUGCCAUCCCGAUGAGUGACAAAGGGGAAACCAGUCGAAAAGCGGGGAGCACGAGGGUGAGGGAGGAGAGGAGGGAAUCCCAGGACUCUUCCAACAGGAGCAUGAAGAUUAACGUGAUGUACAGAGGGAUCGUUUACCGCGUGAGGGGCAUUAAAGUCCUCUGUUCCGUCAUUACGGCUGUGAUCUUACUCUUAGUGGCCAUCGUAGGCCUAGGUGUCUGGAUGCUGGUCAGUGCUUACGGCGAAGAGAAAGCCGACAAUCGUGCCGGUCUUGUCAAUGAAACUACCCUGCCAAUGCCACAGGACUUGGAUGGCAGAGGGGGACGCUAUGAAGAAACGUCGACAGUGGUUAGUAUAGACUUCAAUGCUCCAAGCGUCACAAUAGAUGAGCUAUCGCUGGCAGCGAAUCUGCCGAGCCUUCAACCAGAAGAAGAAAAUGUGCGCUUCAGCGAAGAGGUGUAUUUUAGUGAAGAGAGUCCCCGUAGUGAGGAGGUUCCUUUCAAUGAGGCCAUUGGACACUUCCAAGGUGUGACUCCAAGUAAAGAUGCAAAGUCGUCCCACAGAAUGCCAGGGCCUGAUCCACCGUUUGGGCUCUUCAGUGGUAUGAUUGACCUGGGGGAUACCAGAGUUCCCAUUACAACUGAGUUUAUAACUUCUUCGAGCGAGGAUGGUGAAUGGGGUUCAGUGGACAGUGAUCACAUCAUGGACAGUUUUGUAGAGCUCUCUGAAUACAAGCCAGUUGCAGUUGCUGCUCCAUCAGACUUUUACAAUGGCCAAGAUGACGGAACAUUGCAUGGUUUCAUCAGGAACAGCAAUGGACAAAUAUUUCCAGGGAAUGAGGGGAGCCCCAUUAUAGAAAGCCCUUCCCAUCCCCAUUUACCAGAUAACUUUCCCAGGGACAUUGACCCUAAGUUAGUUGAUUCCGAAAUACCAUUUCCAUUCCCUCCCACCCUCACUCCAGCUGGCCCGCCUGUUCGGUUACCAAACCCCAGGCCAGGGUGGCGUCGGAAUAACCCACGCCAGCCUAGACCUGGAGGCUUUCAGAGAAUGCCCCAAGGAAUACGGCGGGCACGUCCAAAUCUAAACGCUCGACCUCCUUACUACCAGCAUCCCACUUUUCAGGAGUAUGGUCCUCAAUUUUAUGAUCCUCAUUUCACACAAAAACAAGGAUUCCAGACAGAAGAAAAUCCUCCGGCAGAUCAAGACUCAGAAGACGAUGAAGGACAAACCGAUAUUGCAGAAAGUCCUGUAUCUGCUGAUGUGUCUGAUCUUUCAUUACUUCAGCAAUACAAUGCCAAUGGAGAGAUAAAACUCCCAGCAGGUAUAACUCUACCUCCUGGUUUUUCAAUACCAGAUGAUCCUCAGGGUAUCAAAAUAUCUGGUGUCGACGUCCAGGGGCGUAGGCCUGGUCCUGGGAGAUAUCUAGAGGAUAUGAUGCAUUACUACAAUAAACAUGAACGACCAAAAUUAACCACUACUUCCCCGAGCCAAAACGGCAGUCGGUACAGUGAAAGAGCAGGUCUUUCUGAACAAAGCAGCAAUUCACAGACGAGGGCACCAUGGCAAGGAAAUCAUGAUGGACAAUCAGAGCAUACUGAUGAAGUAUUUGACCACUUCCGGAACAUUUACAACGGAGAGCCCAAGCCUCCAGCUGAACACGAUGACCGCGGGCCAGUCCCAGAAGAAACUAUGGGAUGGGGUCACACCAGAAAUGCUCACAUGUUUCCUAAUCCAAACAUAAGAGGAUUGAGACCCGGUGGACAAGGCUAUCCAAUUCAAAUACGACCUGAUGCUGAAAAUCCAGACAGAAUUUUAGCAGUUGGUCCAGACAGAAUUUUAGCAGUUGAGCCGAAUGGUCCACAUCCUCAAAAACGACCAACAAGCGUGCCCAACCAGCACAGACCACUGCUUGGCCCCUUAGCUGACAUUUAUCAGUAUUCUCAGAAACUUGCAUCAACAUUGCUCAACUUUCCUAGCAAUCUUUUCACUCAAGUGGCUGACUCGAGAGCUGAGCACAUGAAAAAUGAAGUACAGUUACUGGAAGAUUAUAAUAAACUGUUCCAAGAAAAUAACAUCACGAGUGCUGACUUACUGCCAGAUAUGUUUGAUCAAAAACCAGACCGCAACGAAAGACUGAUGAUUCUCGACACCGAGAAGAUUAGGUCACUGAAUCCCUUCGAGCUGUCUUUGAUCACCUGGACCUUCUUAGAUUUUUGGGAAUUUCUCAUCGAGAAAGUAGGGACGCUAUCUAAAGACGACCUGCGCCAGCUGGAAAACAGAUUAGAUAGGCUUCGGAAAGAGAAAGAUCACCGGAUGGCCAAGAGCCUGGUGGAUGUGACCAUCGACCACGUCUCGAAAGACGCAUCGCAAAGCGAAGACGACAUAGCCCAGAUCGUCACGAUGACGGAAGAAUUUAUGGAAACGUUGCCAGAAGUGACUCGCAACGAAACGUAUGGUGAUCACUCUACCGAAUCAGCAGUGCAAGGGAGAAUGUGGGAUCCACUGGGGAUUUUUACUGACGAGCAACGAAUGCAAUUUAUGCAUUUCGCCAUCAAGGUUGUCUUCCGGUUCGGAAGGGUGUACCUUAAUAAGCGGUACGCCUUGGAUUGCAUGAUGCUCCUCUUUUGCAAGGACCUCAAUUCCGGCUCCAAAAAGUCAGGAAUGGAUGGAAUGGCGGCAAAAGUUAAAAGUGUUGGCCUGAAGGUCCUGAUCGAAAAGGAAGACCGCCAGAUGGACACCAUGGGAGAGGUAUGGCGUGCCUUGACGGCAUGGGAGACUCUCCAGUGUGAGGAUAUGUUCCCCAAGUGCGACGGCCCUAAAGCCCUGGAAAUCGUCAACGAAGUUGCCCUUGCAGCCCGCAAGUAAAAAGCCCCCCCAAUCGCUCAGGACUUCCUUCCUUGCUGCCUUGAUCCACAAGGACUCAAUUUGCAUCCACAGGAAGGAUCCCACCUAAUGCAUCAUCAUCAUCAUCACAUUCCUGUCUGAUUGAUGUUGCGUGAAUUUGAGUAAGAAGAAGAAGAAGAAAAAAAAUAAGGAUUCCCUUGGCGACAAGCGAGGGGCUUCCACUUCUCAGGUGAAAGAAGACUUAGUUGUUAUUUUCUUUGCCCGCUACAAGGAAGCUAUUAGAUCGUGCAGUCAAAUACUUAUACAGUCAGCUUAUAGCCAGGGUUACGGAGAGUUUACUUGAAGCCGUUACAACUGGAACAGAUAUAUAAAAAGGCUGUUGAUUCUCUCCCCUGACAGUGUGCUGAACCAACCAGGAACAAUAUCAAAAAGAAAAUAACUUUAUUGAUGUUAUCUAAACGUAUACUCCCAGUGAAAAUAACUAAACUUAAAUUUAUCAAUCAAUGGAUAAUCUGAUAUCAUGUGGCGUAUGAUCUUCAUUCACUGCCAAAUCAGAACCACAAACAAACGGCAAAGGAUAAGAAUUAAGUUGAGAAUCCAGUCGAUUAAAUGAUGCAUUUCUUUAUACUGGGGAAACUACAUCAUAAGAAAUUUAAAAACUGCAACGACCACUGACCUAUAAUCAUACUCUGUAAAUAAAAAAAAUAAAUAAAAAAUUCUCUCGUCAUACUCAGACGAUUGUUGUUGUUGUUGUUAUUGUUGUAAAUUCUUUUUAUUGCACUAACACAUACUGUAUAGCAAAACUUCGUAGCUGUGAUGUAUUUCGUUUAUUGUUUAUUCAACCGUUGUUAUUUCAGAUAUGUCUCUAUUCUGGAAAUUACUAACAAACAUGUUAAAAGCAGGAAACACCACUACUUUUAGUUCGUCAAAGGAAAAUUGCUAAUUUUUUUCCUAGAACUAAAAGCAGUACGACUAAUCUACAGGAACUAUGGAGUAGUUUCCCUCUAGUAUUUUUUUAAAGAACUAUUUACAAGUUAUUGAUGAUCAAAAAUUCACCGAAUUGGACUUUAAUCAUUGGUGAGUCCCCCAACAUCCCCGUCCCCCCUCCCCCCUCUCGCCAACUAAAAAAUUUAAAAAUUGUUGCUGAAAAAAAAUUGCCAAUUUAGAACCUAUUUUUGUAACUCGUUUAUCCCAACAUGUUUCAGACAAAUAUAGUCAGGUUUCUUUUAGAUACAUAUCGUAAUGUAUAGAUCUCCCACCCACCCAAUUUUAGUUUUGUGUUUGUCCUAUUUAUUUCGGUAACUUGUUAUGAAUUUUUUUUUUUAACAUAUGAGUUAAGUUUAUAUUUAUUCUCUGUGCUAUUUAUACAUUGUUGUAUGUCGCAGGAGUCGAUAUGUAUCGCCUUGUGACGUAGCGGACAAUAAAGAAUACUUUUUAAUAA
This is a messenger RNA of Macrobrachium nipponense, 4855 nucleotides long. RefSeq lists its product as uncharacterized. The coding region runs from base 583 to 3435 and encodes 950 amino acids. The record is from RefSeq and is a predicted model, not a curated record. NCBI's taxonomy places the organism in Eukaryota, Metazoa, Arthropoda, Malacostraca, Decapoda, Palaemonidae. The transcript is spliced from 3 exons.